Molecule: messenger RNA, 1350 nt
Organism: Emiliania huxleyi CCMP1516
Lineage: Eukaryota; Haptophyta; Isochrysidales; Noelaerhabdaceae
Exons: 6
Source: RefSeq, a predicted model, not a curated record
CGAGUACGCGGACCAAUUCCCCGGGGGCGAGGUGGAGUGGUCCGCGUGGAGCUCAAACGUCCCGUGGACAGCGGCGACCAAGGAGGCGGUCCGGCUGGCCGGCGGCGCGAAGGCUCCCUCGGUGACGCGCUGUGGCCACCACGGCGUGCUUCUGGGCGGCUACCUCACGCUCGGCGGCGGUGUCCAGAUCGAGCGCAUCUACGGCACCGCGGCGAUGCUGCCAGCACACGCUGCCGUCAGGCUGGAGCUCACGUUUGUGAAGAUCGACUCCUGGGACUACGAGAGCGCCUCGCUGUACCUCGACGGCCGGCAGGCGUGGACGCGGGAGUUCGGCCCGUGGGAGGGAGAGAACGCGUGCGGCCAUCCGUCCUUCGACGAGGUUGCCGUUGAGAUCGACGUGACGAUCCCGCACGAGGAGCCCUCCCUCACCGUCCUGCUCAACACCACCCUCUCGCACGGAGCACGCAAAGGCGACGAGUCGUGGGGCAUCAAGGAUGUGCGGCUGAGCUUGCGGCACUUCUCCCCCCCCACGCCGCCGCCACCCUCACUGCCUCCCUUGCCGCCGCCGCCCUUGCCGCCGCCGCCGCCUCCGCCGCCCUCACCGCCCUCACCGCCGUUGCCGCCGCCGCCCUUGUCGCCGCCGCCUCCUCCUCCACCGCCCUCCCCCCCUCCGCCUUCCCCACCGCCUCCCUCACCACCGCCGCCCUCAUUUCCGCCGUCGCUGCCGCCUGCGCCCCCAAACACGCCGCCGCCCUCGCCUCCGCCGCCGCCGCCGCCGCCGCUCUCCCCGCCGCACCCGCCAGUGCCGCCGCUUGCCCCUGGCCACUACAUGGCCCUGGCGGUCGACGGCUGCCCCAAAUCCACCGACCACACGAAUCAUCGCGCGAUGUGCUUGCGUGCAGAGGAGGGGAUGAACGCGCGCCACGCCGCGAUCCAGUGCUGCCACUACGGAGGGGGCUGCGCGGGCUCCGUCUGCUACCCCCCCCCGGGGGCGUUGCACGGCACGCACGGCUCGCGCAUGCCGGUGACGGACGUCCACAACCCGGGCGCUGCGACGCUGCGCCACGCGGCGCUCGAGUGCGGCACGCGCGGCGCGCGACUCUGCACCGCGCACGAGCUCUACAUGGGGACCUGCUGCGGCGGCGGCUGCGGCUACGACUCGCUCUUUGCUUGGUCUUCGACGUCCUGCACCGACCCGCCGCCCGCGCCGCCUCCCUUGCCCCCCCCGCCACCGCCUUCGCCGCAUGCACCGCCGCCGCCCCGGCCACCGCCGCCGGCGCCACCCGCACCGCCUCCGCACAGACCGCCCGCGCCGCCGCUACCGCCUCCUGGCCCUCCCUCACCGCCGCC